UUGGUGGUGCUGGUCCACCGCCCUACUAUUCUCACCACCUUCAAUCUGGUUAGCACCAAUCUUCUCUGCUUGCCUCCGUUGCAGUCUUGCAGAGCACCAAAAGGAAAAGGUAUGUUGCCCAUGGUUGGGACUUGGGAGGCUGAAGGUUGAUGCUGCCAAUAAAUAUGGAGGCAGCUACGAUUGCUGGUGGUUUCAUGGCGAGUUUUGCUUGUUUUGGAGUUUGGGACUUGGGAGGCUGAAGCUUGUCAGGGUGCUGUGUUCUGUCUAGUGGCCUUUGGUGGUAGACCGGCAGAAUAAUGGUGUUGGUGGAGUGAGGGCAUGCCUGAUUCAGCAGGUCUCUCUGUCUCUACAUAACGAAGUGACCAUUUCCGCUUCUGAUCCACAGCUUCAAGCCAAGGCCGGCGUCAUGGACCCUGGCUCCGACAUCAUCGAGUACGAGAGGCCCGGCGUCGUGCGCGUGUACAAGAGCGGCCGCGUCGAGCGCUUCGACGGCACCGACACCAACACCGUCCCGCCCUGCCCCUCCGGGGACCCCGCCUAUGGCGUCGCCUCCAAGGACGUCGUCCUCGACGCCUCCGCCAACAUCUCCGCUCGCCUGUACAUUCCGGCCGCGGAGCCUGGCAAGAAGCUCCCCGUCGUCGUUUACUUCCACGGCGGCGGUUUCCUUGUCCAAACCCCGGCCUCCCCGUUCUACCACGCCUACACCGCGUCGCUCGCCGCCGCGGCGCCCGCCGUCGUCGUCUCCGUCAACUACCGCCUCGCUCCCGAGGACCGCCUCCCCGCCGCCUACGACGACGCCUUCGCCGCGCUUAAGGCGGUCGUCGCCUCGUGCCGCCCGGACGGCGUCGAGCCGUGGCUCGCGGCGCAUGGCGACGCCUCCCGCGUCGUCCUCGCCGGCGACAGCGCCGGCGGCAACAUCGCGCACAACACGGCCAUAAGGCUGCGGAAGGAACGCAUCGAGGGCUACGGCGACGGUGUCAGCGGCGUCGCGCUCCUGCACUCCUACUUCUGGGGGACAGAGCAGGUGGGCGGGGAGCCCACGGAUGCCGCCUACCGCGGCGAGUUUGAGCGAUUGUGGGACGUCGCCUGCGGCAGCCAGUUCGGCCCCGACCACCCUUACAUCAACCCGGCUACGUCGCCGGGGGAGUGGAGCCAGCUCGGGUGCGGCCGCGUGCUCGUCACCACGGCGGAGCUCUGCUGGUUCGUGGACAGGGCGCGCGCGUACGCGGAGGGGAUCAAGGCGUGCGGAUGGGACGGAGAGGUCGAGUUCCACGAGACCAAGGGCGAGGAGCAUGUCUACUUCUUGUUUAAGUCCGGCUGCGACAAUGCCGUCAAGGAGCUCGCCGUCGUGGCCGACUUCGUCGGGCGCUGUUGAGGUUGCUUGCCUUUUCUGCUCGCCCGAUGAAUGAUUCAACAGUAUUUUCUUUUUUGAAGAAACAGAGUGAUUCAUCGGUAAUAAGGGAUAACAUAAUUGGUGAGGGAUAGGCGCCGAUCAACCGGCCAAAAUUUCAUUGUGAGAUUCAGGCGAUCCAGAAUAGCAAUGUCAAAUUCAUAAA
Molecule: messenger RNA, 1556 nt
Organism: Triticum aestivum (bread wheat)
Lineage: Eukaryota; Viridiplantae; Streptophyta; Magnoliopsida; Poales; Poaceae
Product: probable carboxylesterase 12
Exons: 2
Coding region: 407-1375 (322 amino acids)
Molecular function (GO): hydrolase activity
Source: RefSeq, a predicted model, not a curated record